This is a messenger RNA of Oryza brachyantha (malo sina), 1710 nucleotides long. RefSeq names its product probable protein phosphatase 2C 32. The coding region runs from base 93 to 1271 and encodes 392 amino acids. Gene Ontology annotation, cellular component: nucleus; cytosol. Gene Ontology annotation, biological process: protein dephosphorylation. Gene Ontology annotation, molecular function: cation binding; protein serine/threonine phosphatase activity. The record is from RefSeq and is a predicted model, not a curated record. The transcript has 3 exons. NCBI's taxonomy places the organism in Eukaryota, Viridiplantae, Streptophyta, Magnoliopsida, Poales, Poaceae.
ACACGAACCGAGGAAAAGCGGGAUACGCGAGCGCAGAGGCGGGGGAGAGGAAGACCGCGUCUCAGAGAGAGAGGGAGGAGAGAGGCCUAGCGAUGUCCUGCACGGUGGCCAUCCCGAGCUCGCCGGUGUUCUCGCCGUCGCGCCGCCCGCUCUCCUGCAAGGCCGCCUCGGCCUCCGCGUCGCCGGAGUCCGUGUCGGUCGCCGUAUCCUCGCCGGCGCAGGCGGCCCCCGCAGGGUCGCCGCUCCGCCCCUUCGCGCUGCGGGCGCACCUGCGUGAGGAGGCCUCGCCGUCGCCCCAGCCGGCCACCGCGGCGGCAGCGGCGGCGGCGGGAUCCGCACCUGCGGGGUCCGUGCUGAAGAGGCGGCGCCCGGCCCCGCUCGUCGUGCCGGUGUGCGGCGGGGCGGCCGCCGCUGCCGCUGCCGCGGCGGUGGCCGCGGUGGAAUCGGAUCCGAGGAACGAGGUGGAGGAGGAGGGCGAGGAGUUCGCUGUCUACUGCCGGAGGGGAAAGGGGAGGAGAAGGGUGGAGAUGGAGGACCGGCAUGUGGCCAAAGUCGCCCUCGGCGGAGACCCCAAAGUGGCAUUUUUUGGUGUAUUCGAUGGCCACGGCGGGAAAAGCGCCGCAGAGUUCGCUGCCGAGAACAUGCCCAAGUUCAUGGCCGAGGAGAUAAGCAAGGUGGAAGGCGGCGACUGUGGCGAGACUGAGCGAGCGGUGAGGCGGUGCUACCUGAAGACGGAUGAAGAAUUCCUCAAGAGGGAGGAGAGCGGAGGUGCCUGCUGCGUCACCGCUUUGGUGCAGGAAGGCGACCUGGUUGUGUCUAACGCUGGAGAUUGCCGCGCCGUCCUCAGCCGCGCUGGGAAGGCAGAGUCGCUCACCUCCGAUCACCGGGCCUCCCGCGAGGAUGAGAGAGAAAGAAUUGAGAAUCUGGGUGGGUUCGUGGUGAAUUACCGAGGAACAUGGCGAGUCCAGGGCUCCUUAGCAGUGUCAAGAGGCAUCGGUGAUGCACACCUCAAGCAGUGGGUUGUGUCUGAUCCUGAGACUACAACUCUCAGUGUUGAUUCGCAGUGCGAAUUCUUGAUUCUUGCCUCUGAUGGCUUAUGGGACAAGGUGGAGAACCAGGAGGCAGUAGACAUCGCCAGGCCGCUCUGCAUCAUCAAUGACAAAGCUUCUCGCAUGACUGCAUGCAGGAGGCUCGUCGAAACUGCGGUUACUAGGGGCUCGACCGACGAUGUCAGCAUUGUGAUCAUACAAUUGCAGCAAUUCUCAAGAUAAUUUUAACUUGGCGUUGAAGGGAUAGACUGAUGAACUCACACUCCAGCUUUUAGCACACUACAGAACGGUGGUAAAAAGUGUGGAGGAGCAGGAUAUUCAGAUAGCAUAUGUCACUUGGCAAGCAAAAUUUUAGGAGCUUGCACUACUUUGCAGGUAUUCUAUCAUUCAAUUCUUUUAUUCAUAGCACCAUUCUUUCUAUAAGCUGAUUCAAUUCAUUCUUUGAUUCUAAUGUAAUAAGGCGGGUUACUACCCUCCUCAUACUGUAAGGCUAUUUGCCUCUGUACAUGGUUAGCUGGCAUGGUUAGUUUCUCUGAUAUUUUCACUGACUCAAUACAGAGUUUAAGAAAUCCUUUAAUAUCUAUGAUUUUUCUAUUUCUUGGUUCUGUAUGGGUGUUGUAUUGCUUGUUGGCAGCCGUAGCUAAAACUGAAUUUUGAAACU